ACCGCGGCCGCCUCCCUAUGCCCAUUGGGCAGCGCGCCUGUCCGUCAGGCAGCUGAGGCGUUAGGGGGCGGUGGCGGCCAUUUUGGAGCAGAGCGCGCGGCUGGGCGGAGCGGAGGCAGCGCGGGGCGCGGAGGGAGCGCGGAGGACACCCCACACACACCUCGCUAUGGCAGCCACGCUCGGUACCGGCGCCCGCGCGGAGGAGACCGGGCAGGAGAAACAGGACAUGCAAGAGAAGGAAACCAUCACCCCUGAGAGAGCAGAAGAGGCAAAACUAAAGGCCAAAUACCCCAACCUAGGCCAGAAGCCUGGAGGCUCCGACUUCCUCAUGAAGAGACUGCAGAAAGGGCAAAAAUACUUCGAUUCUGGUGACUACAACAUGGCCAAGGCAAAGAUGAAGAACAAGCAGUUGCCAAGUGCAGGGCCAGACAAGAACCUGGUGACAGGAGACCACAUCCCCACGCCACAGGACCUCCCGCAGAGAAAAUCCUCGCUUGUAACCAGCAAGCUGGCAGGGUAGCCUGUGCUCACAAGCUGGGUUUUUUCCUAUUUCCUUUUUUUGUUUUGGCUAAAUGGAUUGAACUUCACUGUACCAUAGGGAUGGGAGCACCAGAAUCCACAUAGUUAUUUGAGUAUUUACAGCAAACACACGCUGAAACUGUGUUUCAGUGAGAGGCGAACAAGAGGUGUCUAGCCUGGGAUGCACAGGCAGAUUUGAUUGGGCCAUUCCUUUUAGCAAGUCAGUUUGCUGCCUUAAUUUUCAUGCUGUUUGAAACCAUCCUCGCUUGCAGAGCUACUGAAGCACUGCUUCCUUGCCUGGAGAGUCAAGCAGCCCCAGGAGAAGCAGGAAAGUGCUCAGAGGAGUUGCUUGCGGUUUGCUUGGCACCGGUAGGAGAGGAGAGCUCAGAGCUGUGGCAUGUGAAUGCUUUUCAGGUGUUGGGUGUCUGCAGGGGAAGAACUGGCUGGGCAAAAGGUGUGAUACAUAAUCUGGAAGUUUAAAUAGGUGUGCACGUUAGAGCUUCUAAGUGAAGAAAUUAGCUGAUAUGCAAAAUAUUACAUGGCUGUGUUGCUGGGCUGAGCUGCCUGGGAUCUGUCCCCUGCUUGCACAAAGCAGCUGAGCUCGCAGGAGGGGACGAUGCAUCUGAUGGUUGCAGGAGAGGGGCCAGGCAGUGUUUGAAACAGUCCUCGUGGCUUGGAGCUGUGAUGGGGCAUUUGCUGUUUUGGGGGUAUAGCCCCACCACAGCUGCAUCCAAGCGUAGGGCACAGUGUGAGGCUUGCAGCUGCCCCACAGGGUUUGUGGGCAGUUUCUGUCUCCCCGGUCAGUUCUGGCCAGUGAGGCUGGCUGCCUUGGCAAGGGUGAGAGAUGGCGCCUCUCCCGGCUGCUGGGUAGGCAGCAAAGGUGGUGAGCUGAAUCCCACCAGCAGCAGGGUGCUUGGCACACAGGAGAGUGGCCAAACAGGCAGGCAGACCCCUGUCUGGUUGCAUGCAGCCCCUGCCUGAUGCCCAGACUUUUGUGCUUGCAAAGCAGGGGCCAGCAGCAGCCCGUGAGACAUAUGUGAGCUGUUAGAGCUGAUCUCUGAAGGGAGAGAGGCAGGACUGGGAAUAACCACCCCGGAAGGGAAAAAAGCACCGGAGACAGAGAACACGGAGAUUAGGAAGAGAAGAGCAUAGAGGCAAACCUGUGUUGACAGUGUCAGGCACCCCAAGCUGGGGUUUCUUUCUUUUUUCUCCUUUUUUUUUUCUUCCUGCCUUUUCUUUGUUCCAGGCCUGAAAAAUAACACCCAAACAAAAAAAACCCAAAAAACCCCAAAACAAAAGGUUGGUGUGAUGGCUGCAGCCUGCAGAAUGAUGUGCAUGCUUGGUGUGUGUACUGUCCGCUCCUCAUGCAGUGGAGAUGGACUCCCCUCCUGUGCAGUGGAAGGUCUCAGCAUGCCUGUGCUAGGGCAGUGCUAAACCUGCCCAGUUUAGGCUUAGUUUUGAAGGCAUGUGGGUAAAAGGAAGUCAAGUGGAUGUCUCUUUUUUUUUAAUUAUUUUUUUUAUUUUUAGGGAUUCCCAUCAGGUGGGGAGAAACCAAGGCAGGGAGGCAACAGGCGAUGCUCUGCAUGGGCACAGCUUUCCUUAUGUGUGUUCUUGGCUGGCUGACUCAGGGUUUCCUGAGAACCUCUUUCAUUCAUCAUGCUUUCCUGCUGCUGGCCGGAGCGAGGAAUGUGGUGUUGCUUCCCAGGAGAGUGUUUGCCAAGGGUGUGCUCAAAUGCUUGCGUUUGCCUUCAGGUGGUUUGGAGCAAGCCAGCCACAGCUCCACUCAUCAGGGCACAGUGAGCAAGGGGCUCUGUUGCCAUCCCUGUGACCGCAGAGGACAGUUUUCUCUUUGUGGAGUGGGCAAGGAGUGUAGCAGGAUUGGGGGCUGCCCACUUGUAACCAUAGGUCUGUGUUUCGGUCUCUGUCACCUUUCCAGACCCUGUGUGACCUGGCCAGGGUGGUGCUGGCAGUGGCUGUGCAACCUCCUUGGAUGUUCUGCUGUCUGUCCCAGCCAUGUUGUAAAUAGAUAUUAAUCAUAUAUAUAAAAAUAUAUAUAAUUUUUUACAUGUUCA
Messenger RNA from Harpia harpyja (harpy eagle), 2591 nucleotides. It is a transcript of the gene ENSA, whose product is annotated as endosulfine alpha. Lineage: Eukaryota; Metazoa; Chordata; Aves; Accipitriformes; Accipitridae. Gene Ontology annotation, molecular function: protein phosphatase inhibitor activity. The record is from RefSeq and is a predicted model, not a curated record. The coding region runs from base 167 to 520 and encodes 117 amino acids. The transcript has 3 exons. Gene Ontology annotation, cellular component: cytoplasm.